This is a messenger RNA of Lepisosteus oculatus (spotted gar), 1096 nucleotides long. It is a transcript of the gene bag1, whose product is annotated as BCL2 associated athanogene 1. Lineage: Eukaryota; Metazoa; Chordata; Actinopteri; Semionotiformes; Lepisosteidae. Gene Ontology annotation, biological process: protein stabilization. Gene Ontology annotation, molecular function: adenyl-nucleotide exchange factor activity; protein-folding chaperone binding. Gene Ontology annotation, cellular component: cytosol; membrane; cytoplasm. The record is from RefSeq and is a predicted model, not a curated record.
GGCUGUAGAGUUCCUGUGUGUUCAGGAAGUGUCGGUAUCGGUGUGUGUGUUUACCGAUUUGCUGAAGACAUGGCCGAAAAUACUGUAACGGUGACUGUUACAUAUGGUACUGCCAAGCACAGCAUCAAUGUCGCCGGGCAGGAGAACCAGGAGCCACUGUUGAAGGAUUUGGCUGAAGCGGUCGCUGGCGUCACGGGGGUGCCGGUCCCCUCCCAAAAACUUAUUUUCAAAGGGAAGUCUCUAAGGGAGAUGGACCAGCCCCUGUCAGGCUUUGGGAUAAAGCAGGGGUGUAAACUCAUGUUGAUAGGCAAAAGGAAUAGCCCGGAAGAGGAGUUGGAAUUGAAGAAACUGAAAGAUAUUGAGAAGUCGGUUGAACAGACUACUAAGAAGCUUGAAAAAGUGGAUGGUGAGCUGACAGGCUUGAAGAACGGCUUCUUGGCAAAGGACCUACAGGCUGAAGCUUUGAACAAGCUUGAUCAGAGAGUGAAAGGGGCAGCUGAGCAGUUUAUGAAAUUUCUGGAACAAAUGGAUGCCAUGACCUUUCCAGAGAAUUUUAAUGACUGCAGAAUGAAGAGGAAAGGACUGGUUAAAACUGUGCAGGCAUGCCUGGCUCAGUGCGACAAGAUAGAAGCUGGAAUUUCAGAUCACCUGGCAAAGAUACAGUCAAAGAACUUGGCACUGGCUGAAUAGCACGUCUAGAAAGCCAGCUCAUAGUAGUUCCUAGUUCGUUGCUCUGUGAGCAAUAUAAACCACAAGAGAGUGCUCCUUGUUUGGAGUAGGUUAUUUAUCUGCAGUAAGCAACACAUUAAGCAUUUUUUUUUCAUUUCUGGAAAACUAUUACUGUAGUUCUUCAAAGACUAGAUCAGUGGCAGGUAAACAAUAUGUGUCAGUCUGUUGUUGUAUAAACAUUUCCUUACUGUCAGUAAACCUCGAAUUGAUCAAGAUGAUUAUCAGUCAUGUAACUGUACUCCCUUAAACCAGCACUUCUUUGAAGUUUUGUUUUUAUGGAUGCCACAAACUGCUUAUCUUGUGAAGCCCUGUACUUGUUCUUGUAUUUCUGGUUGGUGUUUUAAUUAAAGUAAUUUCUGAGGUGUUU